GGAUUGGUCGAAGCUAUGGCCAAUGAGGAGCAGAGACAGCAGUUCGCGGGAGAUUCUUGUGCUACACUGCUGGCGCCUCCGAGUUCGCGGGAAUUUCAGUCCCAUUGUACCGCAAGUGAGAGAGGGAGCUGUGCGGGAGAGGCGCCGCCACUACCACGCCCUGACCCACCGCUCACCGACUACCACACAUCCCUCACUGCCUGAUACACCACUCUCCCAGCCAUGUCCCUGUUCCACAGUGUGCUGAGCAGGCCUCGCUGGAGCCAUCACGGGUCUCCUGCGUUCCCCCUCCAGAGCCUCCUGCAGAGCUUUCAGUGUGUCAGAAAGGAUGAGCACAUUUCCUAUGGUGAUGCUGGUAUGCCAGUUCCCCCUUUUGGAUGCUCAUUCAGUACAGUGUCUGAUAUGCCUCAAGUGCUUGCAGUGGCCAAUGAGGAGGGUUUUGUCAGGCUCUAUGACACAGAAUGCCGGGACAUGCAACGUCAGGUGAUGAAAGACUGGCAGGCUCACACUAAUGCCGUCUUUGACCUUGCCUGGGUUCCUGAAGAGCACAAGCUGGUUACAGCGUCUGGAGACCAGACUGCUAAGAUCUUUGAUGUGAAGGCUGGGGAGCUUAUCGGAGAAUGCAGAGGGCACCAGUGUAGUCUGAAGUCUGUUGCUUUCUCAAAGUUUGAAAAAGCUGUGUUCAGCACUGGAGGGAGAGAUGGUAACAUCAUGCUCUGGGAUAUGCGAUGCACCAAGAAAGAUGGUUUUUAUAGGCAAGUGAACCAGAUUACAGGGGCUCACAAUGCGCUGGAUAAACAAACCCCAUUGAAAGUAAAGAAGCGAAAACCGGCUGUCAGAGGACUCGCUCCGUCCGUGGACUCUCAGCAGAGUGUGACUGUGGUGGUCUUUCAAGAUGAGCACACCAUAAUAUCAGCAGGAGCUGUUGAUGGUGUAAUCAAAAUGUGGGACUUGAGGAAAAAUUACACUGCUUACCGACAGGAUCCAAUGCCUGCAAAAUCCUUUCCCUAUCCUGGCUGUAGCACACGGAAACUUGGUUAUUCCAGUCUGCUGUUAGACUUCACUGGCACCAGCUUGUUUGCCAGCUGCACUGAUGAUAAUAUCUAUAUGUUUAACAUAGCCGGGCUAAAGAGUGAUCCUGUAUCUGUGUUUAGCGGCCAUCAGAAUUCUACCUUCUACAUAAAGUCCAGCCUUAGUCCCGAUGGGCAGUUCCUGCUUAGUGGCUCAAGUGACCAUAGUGCUUACAUCUGGCAGGUGUCUAAUCCUCAAGCUCCCCCCAUGAUGCUUCAGGGGCACAGCCAAGAAGUGACCUCCGUUACUUGGUGUCCAUCCGACUUUACCAAGGUUGCCACCUGUUCUGAUGAUAACACUGUCAGGGUUUGGCGGCUGAACAGAGGUGAUGACAAUGAGGGGACAGAAGAGGAUAAAACGAACUGUGUAGGAUGGACUCGUUGGAAAACUGAACACUCUAUAGCAUCGAGGAUUUGCACACCUGCUAAAUCAGCCAUGGUACAAAGCAGCCAAUUCAUGUCUUCCCCUACACCAGCCACCUGUGCUCCUAGUCAUACCGGAGACCUCCCGAUGUCGUCUGGCACCCCGACAUCCCCCUUCAUGCCUCUCCAAAAGCUAGAGACUCCCACGAGACAGAAGCUGGAGACCUCCACAGUGACUCCAAAACAGCUUUCUAUAUCUAAAAUGUCCAUCAAAGACUGGGUCACCCGCACUCCAGUGACUGAUACAAAGACCCCAUCACCGCGGAAAGCCUUUACACCAGUAGAGCAGUACCCCACAAGCGCUAGUUCUAGAACACCACCUUCCUAUGAGAAGAGGGCGAAGCGACGCCUAGAAACCAGCAGUGUAAAUGUGGAGCAUGAAUGCUUCAGUCACUGCAACUGUGUGAUGGAGCUAGAGCCAGGAGUCAAGAAGGCAAGGCUGGACCUGUGCUCCUUUGAAGGAGGUGAUGGGAAAAUUGGCAAUAGGUGUCUGGGUCUUCCUGAUCUGAUCAAGGACUGUGAACAGAGAUCCGCUUCCAACUCUUCCUUGGAAAUGUCUGACAAUCCUAUUACUGCACCCAUUCAUGUAAGACUUGGACAGCAGGACAAGGAGAACCGUUCUCCUGAAAAGAACUGGUUGUCUGCAUUAGGAAGCAAAUUAAAAUCUGAUAAGCCUGCAGCACAAUACAAGGCUGGCAACAGUCCGUCAUUUCGCAGUGGGAGUGCUAAGAAGGCCCCAGCAAGAAGUAUAACUAACUCUCCUAUAUCAGUUCCAUCAACACCAAGUUCCUCAAGAAAAAUUUCUAUGUACUUCCAAAAAAAGUCUCCAGAGUAACCAGCUGGGUUGGAGCAAAGAUCCAUUCACCACAUUCAUAUAUAGCGAAGUGCGCUGGAACUGAAGUCCGCUUAUAUGGAAGCUGCUACGUUGAUGAGUGUGUUUGCUCAUUUUGAAAUGCACAUUCUAGAUCUGUGGAUCCUAAAUGCGUCUUUUUUUCUGGUGCCAAUCCAUAUUCUGCAUACUUUUACUUAAAUGUUUUAACAGCUAUAGAUUAUUUGACACAUAAGGUGCAUCUAACGGGACAGGAGCUGCCUAAAUUUUAACUAAUAUAUUUUGUCAUGAUGCUAAUGCGUGAACAGGUAAAUAGAUUCCAGCAAUUUUGCAACAACUUACAUAAUUCAUUCUAAUGGCAUUUCCCUUGAUCUAUACAUCUAUAGCACUUUUUAAGUAACAUUGAGCAACGUUCAACUGUUCAGUAGUUAGGCCGUGAGUAAUAGUUUCUCCAUUUACCACAAACUGUUUAAUGUUUUUUAAAUGGCGUUUAUGGAAUGUACAGUUCUCCUGUUCUUGGACUUUUUUCUAUUGUUGAAUUUUAUAUAGAUGCAAAGAUUGUUUUAGUCUGGGUGUAUAAUGCAGAUGUUUGCUAACUACCCUGUUGUAUCUUAAUGUAAUAAUUUGUAAAUACAAAGGUCAUAUAAAUAAUGUGCUUUAUACUGUA
This is a messenger RNA of Pseudophryne corroboree (corroboree frog), 2989 nucleotides long. It is a transcript of the gene DTL, whose product is annotated as denticleless E3 ubiquitin protein ligase homolog. Lineage: Eukaryota; Metazoa; Chordata; Amphibia; Anura; Myobatrachidae. The coding region runs from base 223 to 2328 and encodes 701 amino acids. Gene Ontology annotation, molecular function: protein binding; protein-macromolecule adaptor activity. Gene Ontology annotation, biological process: proteasome-mediated ubiquitin-dependent protein catabolic process; mitotic G2 DNA damage checkpoint signaling. The record is from RefSeq and is a predicted model, not a curated record. Gene Ontology annotation, cellular component: nucleus. The transcript is spliced from 15 exons.